Messenger RNA from Chinchilla lanigera (long-tailed chinchilla), 440 nucleotides. Its product is annotated as immunoglobulin omega chain-like. Gene Ontology annotation, biological process: immune response; immunoglobulin production. The transcript has a single exon. The record is from RefSeq and is a predicted model, not a curated record. NCBI's taxonomy places the organism in Eukaryota, Metazoa, Chordata, Mammalia, Rodentia, Chinchillidae. Bases 99 to 440 code for a protein of 113 amino acids.
AAGGUCUUCAUCAUUCUGGUCCCCAGCUCAGUGCAACUGUCUCUUAAAUUAGUACCAGAACUGUCUUCUCCUCUGCUCCUUUCUCCAGGCCAUAAUGCAUGUCUGUGUUUUCAGGGUCCUUCUGCCAGCCUGUGCUGACACAGCUGCCCUCUGCUUCUGCUUCUCUGGGAGCCUCGGUCAAGCUCACCUGCACUUUGAGUAGCGAGCACAGCGACUACAGCAUUGAAUGGUAUCAGCAGCGGUCAGGGAGGUCCCCUGGUUACGUGAUGUCUGUUGAGUUUGAUGGAAACCACGAGAAGGGGGACGACAUCCCUGAUCGAUUCACAGGCUCCAGCUCUGGGGCUGACCGCUACUUAACCAUCACCAACAUGCAGCCUGAGGACGAAGCUGACUAUAUCUGUGGUGUAUAUUACAGUGACAGUAAUGCGCCUUUUGGUUGA